CUCAGGUUGCUUAGUAACGCACCCUAACUACAAACACGGACGGUGUCUAGUCCACAUAAGGAUAGUUGUUAAUUAUUAAAGACACUAAUAAGUAGCAUAUUUAUAUUAACACCGCAUUUAACGUACGGACGCAUUCAUUUUCUAACGGUUUAACAGUUUUGCAUUCGACUAGCUAGUUGUACACACCUGUUUUAAUGGGGUAGUGGAGCUAACAGCGUUACAACUGACAUCGUAAUAUAUGUUUCGCUAACGUUAGCUAGCUAACAGACAUCACUCAAUAUUAGCUUAAACGUAUUAGCUAAGGCUAGUUAACUUGCUCCUGACAUGGACCUGGAUAUUCGUCAGUAUCUCACCAAGGCAAAGGAGCAACAUGGUCUGUAAUACUCUGGAGCUCUGCAGUCAGCCUACCGUUUAAUUAACGACACGACAGUAGCUGGAACCAGAGGACGAACUCCACGCAUUGCCCCAGAGUUGUACGUUGAAUGUGCGGAAGCAGCUCUACAGUUGGGUUGUUUGGAGAUAAGCGCAGCGUGUCUAAAGAUGUACUUUGACGGGAAUCCGCCGGCAAAUCAGUUUUUGUGUCGAGCCUACCUCUGCCAGGUCCAGCUGAAGGCUCCGCCGGCCACUGGGACUGUGGAAGACUUUGAAGAGGCUGUGCUGUAUUUUCUUAAAGCAAUUGAAAUUGCAAAGCAUGACCCACGAUACUACUUCAUAGUUUUCAAUGCUUCAGUGCUGUACUUCCAGACAGUGCGUCUUUUCCUGCAGCCAGGGUGGUGCCUCCACCUUGUCCCCUCCCUCAGGCAGGUGGUCCAAAGUCUGGAGGAGGUGGCAGACCAGGACCACAGCUGGAGGGCUGAGCUCAUGAUGCAUCUUAUCAAAUGUCUUGUGGACUCUGGGGAAAUGGAAGAUGCUGCAAGCUUUGCCAAAGUUACAGAAGAAUUCAUCAAGGCACAUACCCCACAUCUUUAUCCAAGACUCUUUACGUUAAUGGUACAACACAAGCUGACAAAGGGUGACGUCCUCCUCGAAAUGAGCAUGCAGUGUACUACCUUAGCAGUAGUUUACAAAAUGCAGGAUUUUAAAAACAGGUGGAAAGAAAGAAAUGAAGACGAGCCAAAAAAAAAAGAGCUUGAGCAGAUUUUUCAUCUCCUGAUGGAUUGUAGCAAAGUAUCGGCUACGCCUGUGAACUCCAGUCCUCUUCAGAGCCCAACACACAUCCAAGCAACUGACAGAAUUGCCUUCCUCCUGGAGUUGGCUCUGCUGGCCUUUCAAGUGAAGCAUCAGGAAGUAGCUGUUGACUGUUUCAAAGAGCUAAGGUCGGCGGGAGAGGCUAGUAUUGGCCAACUCAUAAUAGUGGAAUGUGUCAACUGUGAAAACGACCUGCUGAAGAGAGAGACGAAGAUGAAUGACUAUUCCAAAGCCAGUGUGGAGGCCCGGCUGAGGGGGAUAGGCAAGCUGGAUCAGUGGUUGCAAACUGCAGUGAGGGAGGGGGACCCUCAGGCCAUGCAGGCAGUGUGUGCUACCCAGUGGAGCCUCUGUCUGCCCCUCCUGCAACACAACCUCAGGAAGCACCUCCGGACACCUCUUCUCAGGGUCUCCCAUGCACUGGAAGACAUGCAAAGUAUGUUGAUGGAGAUGCGCUGUCAAGUUCACUCAGAGCUGGCAGUGAUUGAAGAAGAGGACGGGCGCCUUGAGGCUUCUUUGACUCAUCUUCAGAGAGCCAUGCUGCUGGACACCGGCACACAACGAGAACGCCUGUCGUCAGCUCUCCACCUCCUGCAGCUCAGAGGGACCCUCUGCCAAACGCCCUCCCGGACCGAGGAUAAAGCCGCUAUGCUUAUGCAGCAGGCCAGGGACAUGCAGCCGCAAGACAGGACAGACACUUGUCCCAUCCUGGUCGCUGUGGGACUCCUUUUGGCCCCUGAGGAUUUCCAGAUGGUGCUGGAUGCUGACGACACAUCCAAAAUUCCCGUAGGCGCUCUUGGAUCUGGACCAGUGACUCAGCUCUCUUCUAAGGCUCAGCAUCACUCUGCAUCUGUACGGAGGGUGGAUGGAUACCUGUCCAGACAAGGAGAUGACACAGACAACACAGAGAGGGUGAAGUUGUGGGCAACACUGGUGAAGACGGCCAGGAAACAGGAGGUUUGGGAUGUGUGCCGAGCUGCUUGUCGAUUCUGUUUGCUUUACGAUGAUGGGAGAUGGAAGAUUUCCAAGACUGACGAAUGUAGAUCCUCGGAAGCAGAACGCUGUGCAGAAUCUCUUCACGGCUGCAAUGGAAGCCAAACAUGUGUGAGGGACUUGCUGCACCUUUUAGCUGAAAUCCACUUCAUCAGUGCUGAGGCCGCCGUCCAGAAGCUGCUAACAGAGGGGGUGCAGCUUAACAGCCCUAUUGUCCCUGCUGUGGACAGUGAGGUGUGUGUGUCUGAAGAGGAUCCACACUGGGUUGUUUACAGAGACUGGAUCCAGGCUCUUUCUGCCUACGCCACCUCCAACUUCUUGCGGGCAGCGGAGCUCGGGGCAGAGAUCAGGGAGCAGUGGGUGGUAGCAAAUGCAGCCAUUUACCUGUGGAACUACAGCAGCCACUUGUUGGCAGCUGGGGAAUACCAACGCCUGCUUCCCACCUUCCAGAGUCUGGUGAAGAUGCUCCAAAAGACAGAGUUCACUGGGAAUCCCGCUCUACUUGUAAUGCUGUGUGAUGCUGCAGCCCGGGGAUUGAUUCAGCCUAUGUGUGGGCCGGACAGCGUCGAGCCAGCCCCGUUAGGAGACAAGGGCAAAAACAGACCUGAGAAAGGGAUAGAGAAGGAUGCCAGUGUCCAUGGGCUUUUCUUACAACCUGCAGCCCUUCAGGAUGUCCUGAAAGCAUCAGAGCUGUGUGACUACGCCCUUGGCAUAUCCACCAGCAACAUCCCAGGGGAGAUCGUCCCCAUCACAGCAAGGAAACAGGUGGUGGCCACAUGGGUGCAGAUCAAGAGGCUCUUGCAACAGCAGAUUGGCUCAAAGAUGGACACUAAGUGUGAGAACGAGGACGUGUCAGCGAUGACGCAUGUGCUGGUCGGAGUGGAGAUGCUCCAGUGCAAUAGGAACCCAAGGCACAUGGAGUUCUCUGUUCCCAGUCUCUCUGCACUGGGGAGCAUGGUGUCUGAAUGCAGCUGGACUGACGCCGCGGUGGAGAUGCAGGUGUGGUGCCAGCUGGCUGCCUUCUGCCACCAUGCCAAGGACCACAGCUUGGUGUUGUUCUGCACCAAGAACGCCCUUCAGCUGGAAAAAGCAGCCACAGAGAGCCUCAAUACCAUGCCCUCUAUUUUGUAUGGCCUGACUGCGGUGAAUGAGAUGCUGAGCAGUGCCUGUUGUUUCAGGGCUUUAAGUUUAGUCCAUGAGUCCAAUGGAGAUGUACACACGUACAGAGAGGCUCUGAAGGCGCUUGUGUCCAGUGUCAGCUAUGCAGAGAAGGCUGAGAAUCCAGCAUUGUGUGUUGCAGCUGCCAGGCAUUACUGGAACACAUGUCUACCACUGACACAGACUCCUGAGGAGAGAUGGCAGCUCCAAGAGCCCCUGGAGAACAUCCUGAUUGCUCUGCUUCAUACCAACACCAAACAUGCAAACAAACAGGGCAAAGUGAGAGGCUUGCUGACCGUGACAACACUGCCUCUUAGAAGUUCUAAACAUGAAGCAACUGACGAGAAGGCCCUUACCCUGAGAGCAGCCAUUUACAGUUUGUUGCUCAACAUCCACAUUGAUAAGACGGACUGGAAAAGUGCCCUGCAGCUGCUCGAUCAAGCUAUAAGCAACAUGCCUCGCACCAGACACAGGCUACCUCUGCUGAAACACAGAAUACUGGUAAAAGCCCGACUGGGGGAAAGUGUACUGACGGACAUGCAGAAGUUACAAGACGAAGGCGAGCAGUGCUGCUCAUCGAUGUGGCACCAGGUGGCACUGUGUGCUGCCAACAUCACCCAACAGCUCACCUGCUACCAGCAGUCCAUCACCUCUCUGUUGAGCGUAGAGACUCAGUGGCACAAGGUCAGCAGCCUUCUGCUAGAGUUUGGAGAGUGGCUGUACUGUCACGACUACUCCAACACGGAUGCUCAUCACCAGGUUCAGUGCGCUGUAGACAUCCUUCUACACUCGGAAACUGAACAGGCAGACGGAGCAGUGGUUGAGUCCAAAAGAAGAGAUUUGAUCUCAGUGAAAUGUGAAUCCCUGGUGGGAGUCCAGUGCUUGUUAUUGAAGGACUGUUUGGCCAAUCUGAAGGAGGUGUGGUGCCUCGACAGCUUGGUACGAGCACACACUCUGCUCGCUGUCAUGGCAGACAAGACUUCACCUGAGCACCAGCUUAACCUGCUCAGAGCCUACGUCUUUGUACUUCAGAUAUGGCAGGUGUCCAUGGCAGUGGCUUAUGAGAUUUCCAAUGAGAUUGCAAAGAGCCAGCCACCCCAGCCUCCUCCCUCUGCUGGAUCCAAAAAAGGCAAAGACAAGGGCAAAGGCAAAAAAGUGAAAGAUCCUCCUCCUGCAGAAGAGAGACCCAAACCUGUUGUCUUGGAUCAGGCACUUCCUUCCACCCCAAAGGACUGGGCUCGCUUCGUCUGUCCCGACCAGGCCAGGCAGAUCUUUAGAACCACCAGUAACCCCCAAUGUAUCAAUACACACAGCAUUACAAAGCAGACUCAAAGCCUGUUUUAUCUCAACCUGCUGGAAAAAGAGCUUCACUCCCUCUCACUCGACCACCUGACCCUGCCCAUAAUGCAUCUAGCUGAGACCAUUGCUCAUGACCUUUUGGAUAGGAGGAGCCUCUCCGACCUUUACCGACUUAGAAUUGUGAGGACCUGUAGUCAGCUUGGUUUGGAGACACACUCACCGUAUCAGGAGAAGCUCCUAAAUCUGAGUAGAAUCCAAGAGCAAGAACGGACGAGGUGCCACAAAGCGAUUGCCUUUUCACAGAAGAGGAGAGGCCUUCACAAAGCGGACAAUCAGAAAGUUAAGGUGGAAGAAAAGGCUGUGUCUGGCCAUGAGUGUAUGGAUGUGUGUUCUCAGGACAUCUGGCUGGACAAGGCUGAGCUGUGCCUCAGUAUGGGGCUCUGUCCAGCAGCCAGGCAGCUCCUGGCAGAGGCCCACUUUGUGGCUGUGGAGUUGGGAGACCAGAAAGCAGUUGCUAGGAGUUUGCUCAGUCUGGCCAGUCUGGCUUGUGAAGAGCAGAACUAUGCCCAGGCUCUGAUCCUGCUGGACAAAGCCCAAGCUCUGGGUGGGGAUGAGGAGUUCUGGUACCAGCUCACCCUCACCAGGGUCAGAGCUGUAGUAGGCCAGAGAGCCCAAGACGCACACACCAAGGCUGAUCAGAGUAUAAAACAAAGCUGUGGGGCUCUGAAGCUGGUUCUGGAGCAGCGGAUAAACAGAGUCCCAGAGAUCACAUUCUUGAUCAGCUCAUUAGAGAUGAGAGGUGCCAUUGAAUGUAUACAUGGCCUUGGUGGUGGUGAACCUGGAGAGACACUCCGCAGCACCGACGCUGUCCAGAGGCUAAUGGCUGCCUGUGAUACACUCAGAGAGUGUGCCAGUGGUUUCACUAAACUCAGCGAUAGAGCUCACGCAGCAGAGGCUCAUGCAGAGUGUGCACACGGUCUGAGAAUCCUAGCCGACAACGCUACUUUCACAGAAGACAAACAGCGCUUCCUGCUCCAUGGCCUCUCCCAGAUGCAGCUAGCUGUGACAGCGCAGGAACAAGUGGCGCUGAAUGCUCAGAGGCUGCUCCCCUUGCAGGAGGAGAGUCAUGGACUGUCACUGGCAGCCCUGCGGACGCUGCUGCGCCUGCGACUGGCCCUGGCAGAAUUGUGUCUGGCCAUGCUGGAGGUGCACUCUGCUGAGGAGAAACGCCAAGCUCUGGCCCGCCAGAGGAAAACCUCUGCUGAGAUUGCACUGGAGGAGUUUACACGCUGCACACCUGAGCCCAACUCUUUAGAGCAGGAAUGGGGGACUGUGGGCACUACCUUGGGACAGGUGGCUCUGGGACAGCUGGCUGCAGUCAGCACUCACUCCCUGGACAACAUGGAGGCCAGAGCUUGCUGCCUGAGUCUGACGGGAAAGUACCUCAGACUGCUGGCUGCGCAGGAGGACCCCCUGUAUCUGUGUGCUCUCUGGGACACACACAAACAGAAUGAGGCCGGGUCUGAUCCUAAAGCAGCUCCCGUGGAGGAUGAGAAUUCAGAGAAAGGAAAAGAAUCAAGCAGAAGAAAGCCGAGGGUGACCUCUGUCAAAAGUGCUGAGCUGCAGUGCAGGAGGCAUCGAGCUCAGCAGCUUUUGGCACAGGCCAGUAAGGCGCUGGCUGAGGCCAUUAGCCUUUGUCUCCAACACAAGCUGCCCUCCUCCAUCCUGGCUGAUGCCUCUCUCAACAUGUUGGAGUGUCAUGGCCAGUCUGACCCUGCAGAGGCAGGUCAAUAUCUUGCCCUGUUUCAGAGCUGCUGCACUGCUGCGAUGAUGGCUGAGGUCCUAAGUUCUGCCUGCGCUGGCACCAGUGUGUCCCAGCUCUCCGCUCUGCUCAGCCUUCACAGGAAACUGCUCCUCUCUCAGGAGGAGAGUCCCAGCAGCAUGCUGAACGGAGUGGAGGACUCCCUCAAUAGCCUCUCCAAGGCCUUCAGCCAGUUGACCAUCCACCCCAGCCACCUUAAUAUCCUUGCAGAGCUUCCGCCCAACCUGAAAAUCCUGCUGCUCCAGCAUUCUGAAGAUGGGUCAGACCUUUUUGGGGCCUUCUAUGAGAUGACCAAAGCUCCAAAUCAAAAGGGAAAGACGACGCAAGCUACAGGUUCCCUGACGUGCUCUAAGGUGGCCAAGGUUUCAGUCUGCCCACAGGCUCUGCUGUCACUGAGGAAGCAGACUCGGGCCUUUGGCCUGGAGACUAGACAUGCCCUCCUCAAGCAAGCCUGUUGGCACAGUGCAGAGUGCAGGCUGGAGGACUCUGAGGAGCAUCGUGUUUUUCUCCAUACAUCUGCUGCAGAAGUGUUAGGACCUCAUUUCAGAGAAAUUGUUCAAGAUAUGGAAGACUAUUUGAAUCCUCUUCUCACACAGUUUGACUUCUCAUGCUUAAGGCCCCAGGCUGCACCAUCAGUCCCUGAGAUGACCAAAGUAAGAGAUAAAGAAGACAAAGGGAGCUCAGCAGAACCAGGGGAGUAUGUGGUAUUGCUGGCAGACAGGAAGUUGCUGGAGUUGCCGCUGGAAGCCUUGUCCGUCCUGCAGGAGGAAGCCCUGAGUUCUGUGUCUCGAGAUUUCUCCCUCCAGCUUCUCCACAGCCGCCUGAACAGAGAAGAACCAGAACAAGUAGUUGAAAGUGACAACAAAAAGGAGACCAAAGGUGGCAAGGGAACUAAGGGGAGGGGAGAUCAAAGCCAAGCCAUCAAAGUGAUACCUGUGAGUCAUGUGUUGCCUUCUAACACCUUCCCAGUGGAUACGCGCAACUUGAAAUAUAUUGUUGACCAUCACAAUGAAGGCCACUUUGAAGGGACCAGCCUGAGCACGAGGAUGAAAGAGAUUUUGGAAAACCACGGCCAGCAUCUGUGGGAGGGCUUCAUGGGCAGCAAAGGAACGCCCAGUUUGUCCGAGAUCGAGCAGCUGCUGUGCAGAUGCAGUGCCUUCACUUACCUGGGGAUGGAGCGCUUCAUGGCAAUCAUUCCACCGGACAAACUGGCAGCCCUCAACCUGUCUGAUUGUCGCCUGGCUUUGCUCUUUGACCGGGUUCAGAACAACGCCAGUGUGCUCCGCCAAUCCAGCCUUGACCUGCACAAGAGUGCAGGACAGUGUGACCUGGAGAAACCCCUGGAGACUGCUCUGCUGUUGAGUUUGGGGGGUGUCGGCUGUAUUGUCCUCAACCAAUGGCACAGCAGCCUCCAACAGAACACACACAAUAUGGUCAAUGUACUAGACAAUCUGCUGAGGGUCAGACAGACAUCUGGUCAGACCGUCCUCGCCCUGAGGAGAGGGGACAGUUCAGAGAUACCACAUGACAAGGUCACAGGAUCAUAUGAUGGAGUGCGUCUCACUGACUCAAUGGAAGAUGAUGAUGUUCACCACAGAAUGACUCUCGCACCAUCAGCCUUCAACUGCAUUCUCUAUGGACUCCCUAACUUAAUUAUAACCUAAUACUCUGUAGACGCUCACUUAUAUUUCACAUUUCAAGAGAUGUCCUUUAUUCUCCACUUUUACAUUUUCCACUAUGUCAUUUCAUGAGAAUACUGAUUUUAUACUUGGUGUUUUUAAUAUUGUUGUUUUACACGGCAGACGUAAGUUAUGAAACAUGCCCAUCUCCAUACUUGUACCUUUGGGAUGUGUCUCGCACAUAACACUGAACAUAAUGUUUAGAGUGUACUCUGCGCCUCGGUGACCAUCAAUGUUUCAUUAAUGUGGGUUACUAUCAGACUUUACCAAAUUGAAUGUGAGAAAGGAUUUCAAGCAAAUAAACACUCCCAGCAGUCCUGCUGUCACACACGAGGAGUGGAUGAAAUGCUACAAUAAGAGGACUGAGCUCGAAACGAAGGCUCAGAGUCCGCUAAGCUUUGGGUGGAGGGAUACCACUUCACCUUGCAGCUAUAACAGAAUUUAACAUAAUAAAGGUUACACUCGUUGUGUCACACUGCGUCAACAUGAAAUCCGCUUGUAUUCGCUUAUUUUCAUUUAGAGAACGCCUUUAUCAGACAUUGCAGUGCAUGAUUAAUCCUUAUAUUUGUGUGUUGUAUUUCUAAAUAGUAAACAAACGCCUUUAGAAAACAAAAGUGCUCUUACUGUUAGAACUGUGAGUGCCCUGUUUAUUGUAAGUAAGGUCAACCUAAAAUUAGAGAGUGGAAGUCAUCAUCAGCAUUAUGAUGCUUUGUUCCUCAAUAGAUUUGAAUGUGUAAGUAAAACACUGAAUGUGUGUAAGAUUUUAAAACUCCCUUCUGAUUGUGGAGACAAAGCCACUCGUGUAGAGGCCACAGUACAAUUAAAGGGAUAGAUCCACAUUUUGGGAAAUACAUUUUUCGCUUUCUUGCUUAAAGUUUCAAAAGAUCAACAACACUGUCAAGUCUGUACAGAAAAUAUGAAGCUACUGCCAGCAGCUGCUUAGCUUAGCAUAAAGCAGGAAACGGGGGAAAACAACUAUCAUGGAUCUAUCUUGUUUGUUUAAUUUAUAAAAAAUAAAAAAAAACGUAAAAAAGUAACAACUUAGCAGUUU
Cottoperca gobio is the source of this 9187-nucleotide messenger RNA. It is a transcript of the gene cfap46, whose product is annotated as cilia and flagella associated protein 46. Bases 541 to 8121 code for a protein of 2526 amino acids. Lineage: Eukaryota; Metazoa; Chordata; Actinopteri; Perciformes; Bovichtidae. Gene Ontology annotation, biological process: cilium movement involved in cell motility; axoneme assembly. Gene Ontology annotation, molecular function: protein binding. The record is from RefSeq and is a predicted model, not a curated record. The transcript is spliced from 59 exons.